GGGAGCGAUUUCGCCCCGGCGAACGAGGGCGACCCAACACUUCGCGGCCUCUCGCGCUCUACAUCCAUCCCCAUCCCCCACCAUGCGCGCCUGGUCCCUCGUCCUCCUCGCGCUGCCCUUCGCCACGACACACGCACACGAUCAACGCGGGCAGACUGUCCUUGGACAAGCGUCCAGGUGCGCCGCCGCCUCUUGCUCCUUGGGGGUCCGCCCGCGCCAGGCUCACGGGAGAGGUGCAGAGACGCGUACGACGCGGGCCUGUUCACCCCGUACGGCUCGCUGGGCGCGCUCUCGGCGGACUCCUUCACGACGCUCUCGCACCCCGUCUUCCCCGGCGUCAGCGUGCGGAUCAAGAAGAGCGGCGGGUUCUGCGACAACACCGUCAGCUCGUACACCGGGUACAUCGACAUCGAGGCGCGGCACAUCUUCUUCUACUUCUUCGAGAGCCGCAGCGACCCCGCGGCGGAUGACGUCAUCUUCUGGACGAAUGGCGGGCCGGGGUGCAGCUCGAGUCUGGGGCUGUUCAUGGAGCUCGGCCCCUGCCGCGUGCUCGACGCCGACGGCCCCAAGUUCCACCCGCAGAGCUGGAACGCCAACGCGAACCUGUUCUUCGUCGACCAGCCCAUCGGCGUCGGCUUCUCGUACGCGGACUUCGGCGAGGCGGUGGGCACGACGGAGGACGGCGCGAAGGACAUGGCCAGGUUCGUGUUCGUGUUCUUCGAGCACUUUAGCCAGUUCAAGGGCCGGCCGUUCCACAUGACCGGCGAGUCCUACGGGGUGAGUUGGGGAAGAUACGUGCCGGUGUUUGCUGCGGAGGUGUACGACCAGAACGCGCGCUUGCUGGAGGAUGGAUACACGCCGAUUAACUUGACUUCGGUCAUGAUCGGGAACGGGAUCACGGACUUUUACACGCAGAUGUCGUCGUCCUUCGAUAUGAUGUGUACACCCGCUUCGCUGCCGCCCUUGCUGAGCAUAUCGUGGACGGUGCUGCAGAUUCCGCGUUGCGAGGCGCGGCUCAAAAAGUCCUGCGUGGACUCGUACGACUACACCGACUGCGCCGAGGCUAACUCGUUCUGCAGCCAGUACAUCAAACAGCCGUUCUACAAGGCCGACCGCAACCCGUACGACAUCUCGAAAGAAUGCAACGCGACCAAUCGCGCUGAGAACCUCUGCUACCCCUUGACCGCGCACAUCCGCAACUUCCUCUCGAGGCCAGACGUGCGCAAGACGCUCGGCGUCGACGCCGCGCUCGACGGCACGCGCUCCUCCGCGGCGCACGUCGCGGGGCUGCUCGAGCGCGGCGUGCGCGUGCUGAUCUACGUCGGCACGUACGACUGGAGCUGCAACUGGGUCGGCAACGAGCGCUGGACACGCGGGCUCGAGUGGAGCGGGCGGGAGGCGUUUGCGGGGCAGGCGCUGCGGCCGUGGAGCAGUGCGGGGGGCACGCGCGCGGGGCUGGUGAGGGAGGCGCGGGGGUUGACGUUCUUGACCGUCGAGGGUGCGGGGCAUAUGGUUCCGUAUGACAAGCCGGAGGAGUCGCUAGAUAUGUUGCAGCGCUGGUUGGCGGGAAAGAGCUUCUGA
Mycena citricolor is the source of this 1581-nucleotide messenger RNA. NCBI's taxonomy places the organism in Eukaryota, Fungi, Basidiomycota, Agaricomycetes, Agaricales, Mycenaceae. The record is from the annotation of a GenBank genome assembly.